AUGCAGGGCCAAGAGAAAGCAGAGAAGCCUGCUGGGGUGAAAUAUCUUAGUCCCAGCUCAGGGGACAGAUCCAGGGCAGAGGAGAAGCGCCCAGGAGCCUGUAGCUCUGCAGUGAGAAGUCAUGAAGGGUCUUCAGGAUCCAGGGCAGAGGAGAAGCGCCCAGGAGCCUGUAGCUCUGCAGUGAGAAGUCUUGAAGGGUCUUCAGGAUCCAGGGCAGAGGAGAAGCGCCCAGGAGCCUGUAGCUCUGCAGUGAGAAGUCUUGAAGGGUCUUCAGGAUCCAGGGCAGAGGAGAAGCGCCCAGGAGCCUGUAGCUCUGCAGUGAGAAGUCUUGAAGGGUCUUCAGGAUCCAGGGCAGAGGAGAAGCGCCCAGGAGCCUGUAGCUCUGCAGUGAGAAGUCUUGAAGGGUCUUCAGGAUUCAGGGCAGAGGAGAAGCGCCCAGGAGCCUGUAACUCUGCAGUGAGAAGCCUUGAAGGGUCUCUAGGAUUUAGUGCAGAUAAGAAGCCCCCAGGAGCCUGUGGCUCUGCAGUGAGAAGCCUUGAAGGGUCUCUAGGAUUUAGUGCAGAUAAGAAGCCCCCAGGAGCCUGUGGCUCUGCAGUGAGAAGUCUUGAAGGGUCUCUAGGAUUUAGUGCAGAUAAGAAGCCCCCAGGAGCCUGUAGCUCUGCAGUGAGAAGCCUUGAAGGGUCUCUAGGAUUUAGUGCAGAUAAGAAGCCCCCAGGAGCCUGUGGCUCUGCAGUGAGAAAUCUUGAAAGGUCUUCAGGAUUCGGUGUGGAUAAGAAUCCCCCAGGAGCCUGUUGCUCUGCAGUGAGAAGUCUUGAAGGGUCUUCAGGAUUCGGUGUGGAUAAGAAGCCCCCAGGAUCCUGUGACUGUACACUGAGAAGCUGUCCUGAUAAGAAGGGUACUGUGGGUCUUGGAAACAACUCUACUGUAGAAAAAGCCAAGAGAAAAAGAAGUAAGAGUGAAUGAGAUGUUGUUUACUUUUGAUGUGAGAAGUG
Miniopterus natalensis is the source of this 992-nucleotide messenger RNA. Lineage: Eukaryota; Metazoa; Chordata; Mammalia; Chiroptera; Miniopteridae. The record is from RefSeq and is a predicted model, not a curated record.